This is a messenger RNA of Symbiodinium necroappetens, 632 nucleotides long. The record is from the annotation of a GenBank genome assembly. NCBI's taxonomy places the organism in Eukaryota, Dinophyceae, Suessiales, Symbiodiniaceae.
AUGGCGGUUCUCUCUUACGAGCGCGGGAUCACCAUCGAUCCUGGUUUCAUUCCCGACAACUGGCAGAAGUCGGAGAACGGUCGGCCCAUCUUCGAAGUGGAAGGUGGCAUAGUCUUCAUGCACGAGCGCAAGAAGAAAACGGGCGAACUGCGGUUUUGCAACAAGGAGAUGAAGUUCAAGCCCGACCGAGCGCACUAUUGCAGCGCGAUGCGCCGAAAUGUUCUGCGGAUGGACCAUUAUUGCCCGUGGUUGGCGAACUGUGUCGGGUACCAUAACCACAAGUUCUUCUUCCUCUUCCUGUUCUAUACGCUGAUAGCCACAGGCACUCUCGACGUGGGUGUAAUCCGUGCGCUGCAUUGCUGCAUGCACAGCGCUGGCCACACCUUCAUGAUGGGUCAAGGUGCUGUGAUCUCCACGCUCCUCACUGUCCUUCUUGGGCCUUUCUUUGGCUUCCACUGCUGGCUCAUGAAGCACAACAUGACGACCAUUGAGUAUUGUGAGAAGCGACGAGACAACGACGAGUCCCGCAUGUCGCACUACGACAUCGGGGUGCACAGGAACAUCCAAUGUGUGCUGGGAGACAAUUGGAUGCUCUGGCUGCUGCCCAUCUCGGGCCCUUCCGGUGAUGGCUU